Labrus mixtus (cuckoo wrasse) is the source of this 873-nucleotide messenger RNA. RefSeq names its product parvalbumin 8 (gene pvalb8). Gene Ontology annotation, cellular component: cytoplasm; nucleus. NCBI's taxonomy places the organism in Eukaryota, Metazoa, Chordata, Actinopteri, Labriformes, Labridae. The record is from RefSeq and is a predicted model, not a curated record. The transcript is spliced from 5 exons. Gene Ontology annotation, molecular function: calcium ion binding. Bases 252 to 581 code for a protein of 109 amino acids.
CAGAUGUCCACGGUCCGGUCUCCGUGUCCACGGGCGUUAUAAACAGUGAAGGUUAAUUAGUUAGCAGAGAAAUUGGAUCAGGGGCGGGCAGUUAGAACUUGAUCCACAGACAGGUAACUCAAGCAAUCCCCAUUGUCACUGCAAUCAGACCUAUAUAAAUCCGCCUUGACAGACAAGCAGUCACCACACACAGCCUUACCUUUCUGCUGGAUCACCAACCGGACGAGAACCCCCCCACAACACGGAAUAAAAUGUCGCUCUCAUCUAUCCUUUCCGCUGAGGCCAUCGACAGUGCUAUCAAGGACUGCCAAGCGCCAGACUCCUUCUGCCCAAAAAAGUUUUUCCAGUUGUGCGGCCUCAACAAGAAGAGCCCCCAGGAUGUGAAGAAGGUUUUUGGGAUCAUAGACAACGAUGCCAGCGGAUUUGUUGAGGAGGAAGAGCUCAAGUUUGUCCUCCAGAGGUUUUCCCCCGGGGCUCGCAUUCUGACGGACAAGGAGACCAAGGCUUUCCUGUGUGCUGCUGAUGGCGACAGCGAUGGGCGGAUCGGAGCAAACGAGUUUCAGGCCCUGGUCUUGUCCUAAACGACUCGACUCCAUCGUCUCUUCAUCUCAAUCUGACCCCGUCCUUCUCCCUGUUCCACAGCUUCAAGGGCUCUUCUAGAUUUAGUCGAUCACAUUCCACUUUCUGGUUAGAUCAAACAUUUAAUUUGUCAGACUCGCUCAGUUCCACAGACAAACACACUCUCAUCAUGUUUGUUGUGCUUUUUUUUUUUUUUUUACUUUUCGGUUUUUCGACCGAUCGUAAAGCUGUAUUUCCCAAAUAAAUGUACACUAAAUUUACCAAAUUACUGAGAAAUAAAAGAAUAAAAUCCAA